Blastomyces gilchristii SLH14081 is the source of this 1527-nucleotide messenger RNA. RefSeq lists its product as uncharacterized. The record is from RefSeq and is a predicted model, not a curated record. The transcript has 5 exons. Bases 1 to 1527 code for a protein of 508 amino acids. Lineage: Eukaryota; Fungi; Ascomycota; Eurotiomycetes; Onygenales; Ajellomycetaceae.
AUGGAAGGACCCAACGGGGAAAUCGAGUGGGAGAGAGAGCGACUAGGUCCAGAGUUAAUGGACGGGACUCCUUUCCUGAGCCCUCAUCAGCAUCCUCUUUGGAAGGGUUUCAUGGAUACCCAUGAGAUAACUGCUCAAAGAUUUCCCCCUUCCAACCGAACUCUGAUUUUGGAGCAGUACAAAGUCCUCGAGCGUUUAACAGAAGAGACGGGAGAAUCCUCUACUCCGUAUAAGGCGGAAAAGGCUAAGCACAUAGAGGUGAAUCUUCAUGAGCCGACUUACUAUUGCAACGGACGGCCUCAAAUUGACAUGCCUGAUAGGAUGAGAGAUGUAUUUCUUGAGUAUGAAUGGAAAGUUCCGAUGACAAUGGAGGAGGAUAAUGCUCUGGUGAAAGAAAUUAAACAUCUAAAGGGGGAGGAGCGCAGGUUGAAAGGUGUCAUUAAAGUGUUGGAGGAAGAUAAGGAAGCGAUGCAGGUUCAAUGGAAUGAGAUAUGCAGACGAGUUCUUCGAAGAACUAUUGAUGAUUAUCUGGACGAUUCUCAGCACAUACUGAAACAUGGCCCUUCACCUGCUCAGACGCAACCGGCAGCAAAGAAACUGAAAGCAGAAAAAUCUUUCGAGCAGACAAGCGUUGCCACAACUCCAAAUAUUUCUCCCGCUGAUAGGAGUAGAUCCCUCUUGGCCAUGGUACUUGAGCGGGGCCUAUCAGCUGCCGGGGAGAAACCAUUACAUUUGUCCUCUGGUCUGCUGACCAAGGGUGCCCCGGAGAAGCGUCUUAAGGCACGGGUCGCAUUUAAGGCAGGAGUGAAUCCAAAGCAAAGUAAAUCCUUGAUUACUGACUCGAGGCAUUCUGUCACAAAUACGCCGAUUGGUUCUUCUCCUCCCAAGUCUUCAGGAAAAGCAAGACAAUUUGUUCUUGGACAGCCUGAUUUCACAGGGACAAUGGCUUUGUCCCAUAAACUUCACCCUCACCUCUACUCUCUCGCUAGAAAGUCUAAAUACUUUGCGUUGAUGAAAUUUGGUGUUGUCCCUCCCAAACGUGGUAUUGUAACUUCACCGGAAUAUUCUCAAGCUGAGAGGUUCUUCACCCUGAUCCUUUGGAGGAACGAGGUCACUUUCUUCCGAGAUCCAGGAUAUGCAAAUGGGGACGCCGUGCCUCUGACUCAAACUGCUCUGGGUGAGACAACAUUGAGCGAACUCUGUAAUAUUACCUUAGGACAUCUUGCCCAGCGUAACCCUGCGAUAAAGCAGAAACAAUUGCAGAGUGCAAUUCGAGAGCCAUUUCAAUACACUAGCAUCCGGGAGUUAGCUGACGAUUUAAUUAAGAAGAGGUUGAGAUGCAGCAGCGAAAAUCUUGCUCAGAAACCUUUGGAGGAGCAGAACGGAGACAUAAACUCAGAAGCUGUCGCUGAUAUCCUGGCCAAACAAGAAUCCACAUUUCGAGAAUUGACGGAUCUUUUCAAGAAAUAUGAUUCUGUGAUGUUGGCAAAGGCCCUGUACAAUUAUGAAGCCACGUCCUGUGGAUGA